Molecule: messenger RNA, 1776 nt
Organism: Salarias fasciatus (jewelled blenny)
Lineage: Eukaryota; Metazoa; Chordata; Actinopteri; Blenniiformes; Blenniidae
Product: kunitz-type protease inhibitor 1-like
Exons: 11
Coding region: 116-1654 (512 amino acids)
Biological process (GO): epidermis development; epithelium development; extracellular matrix organization
Cellular component (GO): plasma membrane
Molecular function (GO): serine-type endopeptidase inhibitor activity
Source: RefSeq, a predicted model, not a curated record
GUGUGUGUCACUCACCUGAGGACAACACACACACACACACACCUGAGGAACGGCGGACUCGAACUGGGGAUCCUGAGAGCGCGCGGAGCUGCGGACGUUUUUCUGAGACAGAGCCAUGCCUUCCUCCUCCUCCUCCUCCUCCUCCUCCUCCCCCCGCUCCCCCCGCUCCCCCCGGCUCCGGCCUCCUCUCCCGCUCCUGCUGCUCCUGCUCCUCGUGCGGCCCGGCGGAGCGGCGGAGCAGCAGGAGGAGCGCGCGGCGCCCUGCGGCCUCCGCCGCGGGAAGCAGGACUUCCUGCUGGACGCGCAGGACGCGCUGCGGGAGGGCGCGGUCCUGCUGGCCGCCGCGCGCGUCCGCUCGGCGGAGGAGUGUGAACGCGCCUGCUGCGUGGAGGCGCGCUGCAACGUAGCGCAGCUGGAUAUGAGCGGUGGCGACACGCGCACGUGCACCCUGUUUAACUGCGUGCGCAGGAACCGCUUCGUGUGCAGGCUCGUGCACGAAACCGGCUUCCAGACUUACAUCCUGGACUCUGUGUUCCGGAAGUACCUGGAGGGACCACAGGGACCAGGUGACAUGGCUCCGCCCAUCGCCAUCACGGGCCGUGAUGUCAUCGUCCAGCCGGGCGUCCCGGUGACCCUGAACGGCACGGAGAGCCUGGCGCUGUUCGAUUCCCAGCUGACGGACUACCGCUGGAGCCAGCAGAGCGGGGGCGGGGUCCGCAUGGAGGCCACGCCCCUCCCAGACCAGGUCCGGCUGUCCCAGCUGCGUCCCGGCAGGUUCGUCUUCCAGCUCACCGUCACCGACUCCAACGGCCAAUCACAUUCCUCCAACACCUCCGUCCUCGUCCUCAGCCUGGAGCUGUCCAGCACGUACUGCCUGGCCCAGCUCUCCGUGGGGCCCUGCAGGGCCUUCUUCCCCCGCUGGCGCUACAACGCGUCGUCGGGUGUGUGUGAGCGCUUCGUCUACGGCGGCUGUAAAGGAAACAAGAACAACUUCCUGUCUGAGGCGGAGUGUGUGUCCGCCUGCAGCGGGGUGGCAGUGUCCUUGGAGAGACGAGUCGCUGGAGCUUCCACUGAGGGGUGUGUGUCCCCCUGUCCUCCUGAUCAGCUGACCUGUGAGGACGGCAGUCUGGAGUGUGACGGAGCGAAGCAGUGCAGAGACGGAGUGGACGAGGACUGCAGGACAUUGAAUCAGACUCUGAACCAGCUGCUGGACAUUGAUGUCAACCAGAGAAAAGCGUCCUGUACGGAGCCCCCCCAUGUGGGCCCCUGCAGGGCCAGCCUGAGCCGCUGGUUCUUCAACCCGCUGACGGAGGACUGUGUUCCCUUCACCUUCGGCGGCUGUGAGGCCAACGGCAACAACUUCCAGGACCAGGACGAGUGUAGGACGCGCUGCCGCGGCGUCACCGAGCGUGACGUCUUCUCCAGAGGACUCUUUGAGCGCUUUGAGAAAGAAGAAGAAGAGAAGGAGUCAGGUUCCAUCGCCCUGGCCGUGGUCCUGGCGGUGGCGGUCCUCGCUCUCCUCGCCAUCCUGACCUACUGCUUCCUGAAGUCUCGCAGGAAGCGCUCCCAUAGGCCGGUGGCCACAAGCCCCGCCCACAUCUCGCUGUCAGAGCAGGACACCCUGGUUUACAACAGCACCACCAAGCCUGUGUAGGCGUUACCAUGACGACCAGCCUGCAGCGGGGUGUGUGUGUGUGUGUGUGUGUGUGUGUGUGUGUGUGUGUGCGUGUGUGUGUGUGUGUGUGUGUGUGUGUGUGUGUGUGUGUGUGUGUGUGU